Podarcis raffonei (Aeolian wall lizard) is the source of this 3003-nucleotide messenger RNA. It is a transcript of the gene PIP4P1, whose product is annotated as phosphatidylinositol-4,5-bisphosphate 4-phosphatase 1. Gene Ontology annotation, molecular function: phosphatidylinositol-4,5-bisphosphate 4-phosphatase activity. Gene Ontology annotation, cellular component: plasma membrane; lysosomal membrane; phagocytic vesicle membrane. The transcript has 7 exons. The coding region runs from base 86 to 934 and encodes 282 amino acids. NCBI's taxonomy places the organism in Eukaryota, Metazoa, Chordata, Lepidosauria, Squamata, Lacertidae. Gene Ontology annotation, biological process: phosphatidylinositol dephosphorylation. The record is from RefSeq and is a predicted model, not a curated record.
GAGAGAGAGCAAGGGGCGGGGUCGCGCGCUACGGAAGCCGAGAGGGACGCAGAGCAGGGCGGUUGCAGGAGCAACAGUAGCAGCGAUGGCUGCGGACGGCGAGCGCUCCCCGCUACUACCAGCCGAGCCCGGGGAUGGGGGCGGCCUCGGCGCUGGAGGGCUGGUCGGGCCCGCAGGGCUGGUCUCGGCCUCCGCCUCGAACCCGCCGGGGAAGCCGAACCCGCCUCAGGGGUUUCCUUCCUUCAGUGGGGUCAACGAUGGGGGCCAGGCAGCUGUGCUUCCCGGAGAGGACCCCCCACCCUACUCGCCUAUGGCAUCUCCAGAGAGCGGCAGUGCUCCCAUGAUCACUUGCCGGGUUUGCCAGAGCCCCAUCAAUGUUGAGGGCAAGAUGCAUCAGCAUGUCGUGAAAUGCAGCGUCUGCAACGAGGCCACGCCUAUCAAAAAUGCCCCGCCUGGUAAGAAGUACGUGAGAUGCCCCUGCAACUGCCUCCUGAUCUGCAAAGUGACAUCGCAGCGCAUUGCCUGUCCUCGGAUAUACUGUAAAAGGAUCAUUAACCUGGGCCCAGUGCAUCCAGGACCCCUGAGUCCUGAGCCACAGCCGGUCGGUGUGCGCGUCAACUGCGGACAUUGCAAAAACAACUUCCUGUGGACAGAGUUCACGGACCGCACAUUAGCACGAUGUCCUCACUGCCGUAAAGUAUCCUCCAUCGGGCGACGCUAUCCCCGGAAGAGAUGCUUUUGCUGCUUCCUGCUAGGCGUGUUGAUGGCUGUGACAGCGACAGGACUUGCGUUUGGUACGUGGAAGCAAGCCAAGAUAUACGGCGGGAUCUACGCCUCUUGGGCCCUGGUCAUUCUACUGGCCUUGGUGUGCCUUGGUCGAGCCACAUACUGGGCCUGCAUGAGGGUCAGCCACCCUGUCCAGAACUUCUCCUGAGCCUUUUCCUCCGUUUCCAGCUCCCGCUGCUGCUCCCAGCACAUCAUCUACUGAGAGCCAGCCCUGUCCGUCCUCAUUUAUUCCCCCCCUUCCUUCCGCUUUGGGGCUGGGACCUUCCGGGGCCACCCUCCUGCUGUGCCAGCACCCUAUUUUUCAUCUCAGCAGCUGCUACAACCCUCACCCAGGAGUCUCUUUCCUGGUCGUUCACCCUGGAUCUGGUGGUGCCAAAAACAAACGAUCUGACCUGAAGAACAUUCUUAACCUGCGGAAACCGGGGGGGGGGGGCUACCCCAGCAACAGCAGAGUUCUCCGGGGGCAACAGAACACUAAAUGGGACCAACGUCAAGAGGGGCUUAUGCGUGAUUAGACAUUGUGGGUUCCAAGAAACUGGCACAAAUUCCUGAGUGCCUCCCAUGUGGGAGACAUCAGAGCUACGGCGACUGCACUGGGACAUAUGAGCAACAGGGGCCAGAGUGGUCGGGUGAUUAGAUUGAAGCGGUCCAAUCCCAGUUGUGAUGGGCUCAACCACUUGAGAUAAAAAAAAAACUACAGUGACUCGGCUGGGACAUUUUUGGCAGAGCGGUACGUUUUCAGAAUCCGUUGGCUUCUCUUUGAGCUGCUUUUGAAACACUUCCCAGGCUGGAAGGAGCUACAAGACAUCAGCGCUGCAUCCUUUCUCUUUGCUCCGUGACUUUGGGGCAGCUGCGAAGGACAGCUCAGGCUGCGAGAGAGUUGAGGCACCUUGCACGUUCCUUAAACGGUGAGCCUGCGACGAGAGGCGUGGAAGGCGACCAGAUCCUCGGCUGCUGGCUUCCCGUGGCACUUGGGAGAACUCGGUUACUUAAUGGCCAGUACCCUGCACCUUGGCGUGGGUGCUCCAGACCCCUUCCAGGCCCUUCUUCUCCCCAGACUCUCCUGUCCCUUAAUACCACCUGGCGUUUGGCUAAAUGUCCCCUACCCAGUCAACAGCCCUCUAUUCUGUGACCAGCGGCAAUCCCGAGAUCUGGAAGGCUCAUGCUGACAGAAUCUCUGUUACCACAUUUUGACACUUUAAAAAAAAAAGUCUCUUGAUCCUACUUCAUUUCUCUCUCCCUCUCUGCCCUUUUUUGUUUGCACAUUCCAUGGUGGAGGAAUUUCCCCCUCUUGCCCCUCCAAGAACCAAAUCCCUACUUGGGAGGGUGGGGCUGAGGGACCCUCCCCCAUCUUACGCAUCAUGUCACUGAUUUGUGCCUGGUUUAACAACCCCCCCCCCCAUCCCAUCCUAAUCAUGCACUGAGACUUGUCAAGUUUCAGCCUUGGAUCCAGGGGAGUGGAUUCCCUUUCCCGUAUUUACUGCUGGGUGGGACAGCUAAGUCCUUUCCCCUCUUCUAUCUGCAAUUCCGUCUGCGAUCUUUCCUCCUGGCUUGAAAUUCCAACCUCAUCUCUUUUGUGUUCUGAUCCUGGACAUAACUUUUCCGCCCCUGCCCCUUCGACUCGCUUCCAAGAGCAUGCUUUUGUGUUACCCCAUUUUGGGUGGUGGUAUUCCUUCCCUUAAAUCGGGGAACCUUUGGGCCUCUAGAUGUUGCUAGACUUGCAUCUCCCGUCAUUCCUUGCUGCUGGACCCUGUUGAAAGAGCAGCAGCUGGAGGCCCCAAGGUACCCCACUCCCUGGCCUAGGUCAUUUGAGGCCUGCGAGAGACGUUCAUGGGAGGGAGGCCUGUCUUGGCAGCGCAACCAGAGGGGAAAGGGUGUCAGUCCUGCUUCCAUGCAUGUCUUGGCUUUUGUCAAUGGGGUGUUUUUAAGUCCCUUCCUCAGAUUCCCCCCUUCCUCGUGCCCCCAUGGCUUUGAGCUUGUGGCCCCAAAACUUGUUGCCGUUGCAGCUUUGUAUAUAUAAGAAUAACUGAUGUGUACAUAGAGCUAUUUAAGAUUCGCUCUCCUUCCCGGCGGCUCCCUCGCUCCCUCCCACCUGUGUGCCUGCACCCUGUCUCUCCUUCAGUCAUGCUGAAACUCGCCUCUCGCUCUCCUUUGCCUCCACACAGCCAAAGGAGGAAUGCAGAUUGGAUGGUUGUAAAUAAAGUAAAAGAUUCCAUA